Messenger RNA from Brettanomyces nanus, 1029 nucleotides. RefSeq lists its product as uncharacterized. Gene Ontology annotation, molecular function: protein serine/threonine kinase activity; ATP binding. The transcript has a single exon. Bases 1 to 1029 code for a protein of 342 amino acids. The record is from RefSeq and is a predicted model, not a curated record. Gene Ontology annotation, biological process: regulation of transcription by RNA polymerase I; regulation of transcription by RNA polymerase III; protein phosphorylation. NCBI's taxonomy places the organism in Eukaryota, Fungi, Ascomycota, Pichiomycetes, Pichiales, Pichiaceae. Gene Ontology annotation, cellular component: nucleus; cytosol; protein kinase CK2 complex.
AUGGCAGUCAGUAUCUCUAGAGUAUAUGCUGAUAUUAAUGAGCAUAAACCUCAGUCAUACUGGGAUUAUGAGAACGUAUCAAUCUUUUGGGGUCCUCAGUAUACCUAUGAGAUAACGAGAAAGGUAGGCCGUGGAAAAUAUUCCGAAGUGUUUGAAGGAUACCAGAUAACCACGGGAACCAAAAUUAUUAUCAAAGCUUUGAAGCCUAUCAAAAAGAAGAAGAUUAAAAGAGAAAUCAAGAUUCUUCAGGAUCUUGCUGGAGGUCCACAGAUUGUCGAUCUUCUGGAUGUGGUGAGGGACCCAAUAUCCAAGACGCCGGCCCUUAUCUUUGAGUACGUCAAUAAUACUGAGUUCAGAACUCUAUACCCAAAGCUUUCCGAUAUGGAAGUGCGCUAUUACAUGUACCAACUUUUAGAGGCUCUAGAUUUUGCGCACUCCAUGGGGAUUAUGCAUAGAGAUGUCAAGCCUCACAACAUCAUGAUUGAUCAUGCCCACAAGAAGUUAAGGUUAAUAGACUGGGGUCUUGCCGAAUUCUAUCACCCAGGAACUGACUAUAACGUGCGAGUUGCCUCAAGGUACUUCAAGGGUCCUGAAUUACUAGUCGAUUAUAGAUACUACGACUAUUCAUUGGACAUAUGGUCAUUCGGUGCCACUUUCGCCUCCAUAAUUUUCAAGAAAGAGCCUUUCUUUCAUGGCAAAUCCAAUACGGAUCAAUUGGUUCAGAUAGCACGAGUCUUAGGAACCGAUGAACUUUAUAAGUACUUAGAUAAGUACGGUUUAAAACUCGGUCCUGAGUACGAAGAUUUGGGCCAUUAUGUGCGACGCCCUUGGAAUCGAUUCGUCAAUCCUAACAACAAAGAUUUGAUAAGCGACGAGGCCCUAGAUUUUGUAGACCAUAUUCUUAGGUACGAUCAUCAGGAACGGUUGACGGCUAAAGAGUGCAUGAUGCAUUCUUACUUUGCUCCUAUUCGAGAGGAACAAAAAAAACAGGCCAUUUCUCAAGCUCAGCCGGUCGACCUCGCCGACUAA